AUGCUGCUGCAGUACCAGCGGGCCGCGCACCGAGCGCUGACGGGCCGACGCCUCGUCCUUCGCCCGCGCCUCCAUGGCGCGUGGGCCCACGCUGCCGGCCUCGCGACAGACGCCAAGUCCAAGGAGCAGACGCCGGUCCCCGUGACGUCCAAAGAGAUUGUCACGUCGCUCGCGGGGUACCUCUGGCCGGAAGGCAACGGCGCCGAGGCGCGCGCCGUCAAGGGCCGCGUCGCGCUCUCGCUGGGCAUGCUCGUGUCGGCCAAGCUCAUCAACAUCCAGGUGCCGUUCCUCUUCAAGGAGCUCGUGGAUGUCAUGGGCACGACGUCGCCCGAGGUCGCCGCGGCGCUGCCCGUGAGUCUCGUGCUCGGCUACGGCCUUGGCCGCUUCUCGGCCAACGCGUUCCAGGAGCUGCGCAAUGCGAUCUUUGCCAAGGUCGCCCAAGGCACGAUCCGCCAAGUCGCGCGCAACGUCUUCGAGCACCUCCACGGCCUCGACCUCAAGUUCCACCUCGAUCGCCAGACCGGCGCCUUGUCGCGGACGAUUGACCGCGGGUCGCGCUCGAUCGACUUUGUCUUGCGCUCGAUGCUCUUCAACGUCGCGCCGACCGCGCUUGAGAUUGGUCUUGUGAGCAGCAUCAUGGCGUACCAGUUUGGCUGGGAGUACGCGGCCGUGACGCUUGGAACGCUCACGGCGUACACGGGCUUCACCGUCGGCGUGACGCAGUGGCGCACCGAGAUCCGCCGGCGCAUGAACAAGCUCGAGAACGAGGCCGGCGGGAAGGUCAUUGACUCGCUCAUGAACUACGAGACGGUCAAGUACUUCAACAACGAAAAGCACGAAGCCGACCGGUACGACGUCGUUUUGCGCAACUACCAGGACGCGUCGCUCAAGACGCAGACGUCGCUGUCGUUCCUGAACGCGGGCCAGAACGCUAUCUUCUCGGCGGGCCUCACUGCGAUCAUGUACAUGGCGGCGCAAGGCAUCGUUGACGGCACGCUCACGGUCGGCGACCUCGUGCUCGUGAACGGCCUCCUCUUCCAGCUCUCGAUCCCGCUCAACUUUAUCGGCUCCGUGUACCGCGAAGUGCGCCAGGCGGUCAUUGACAUGGAGGCCAUGUUCGCCCUCCGCGCGGUCCAGCCCAAGAUCCUUCCGGGCGCCUCGAUGUUUGAGAAUCUCACGUCGCCCAAGGAGAUUACAUUCGAAAACGUCCACUUUGCCUACCGCGAGGACCGGCCGAUCCUCAACGGCACGUCGUUUGGCGUCGUUGCCGGCAAGACGACUGCGAUCGUCGGCUCGAGCGGCUCGGGCAAGUCGACGAUCCUGCGCCUCUUGUACCGUUUCUACGAUGUGCAGAGCGGCACGAUCCGCAUCGACGGCCACGAUAUCCGCGAGAUGGACAUGGACGGCCUCCGGCGCGCGAUCGCCGUUGUGCCCCAGGACACGCAAGUGAUCCAAGCGGCCAAGGUCGCGCAGAUCCACGACGCGAUCGAGCGAUUUCCCGAAGGCUACGAGACCAAGGUCGGCGAGCGCGGCUUGAAGCUCAGCGGCGGCGAGAAGCAGCGCGUUGCGAUCGCGCGGGCGAUGCUCAAGAACGCGCCGAUUCUUCUGUUUGACGAAGCCACGAGCGCGCUCGACUCGGAGACCGAGUACGAGAUCGUGCGCGAGUUCAAGGCCAUUGGCCUCAACAAGACGACGGUCAUCAUCGCGCAUCGCCUCUCGACAAUCCAAGACUCGGACGAGAUUCUCGUCAUGGACGCCGGCCGCGUCGUCGAGCGGGGCACCCACGUCGAGCUCCUCGCCAAGGAAGGCAAGUACGCAGAGAUGUGGCACCGCCAGCAGCAAGGCCACACGACGCUGUAA
Molecule: messenger RNA, 1860 nt
Organism: Saprolegnia parasitica CBS 223.65
Lineage: Eukaryota; Oomycota; Saprolegniomycetes; Saprolegniales; Saprolegniaceae
Exons: 2
Coding region: 1-1860 (619 amino acids)
Biological process (GO): intracellular iron ion homeostasis; transmembrane transport
Cellular component (GO): mitochondrial inner membrane
Molecular function (GO): ATP binding; ATP hydrolysis activity; ABC-type transporter activity
Source: RefSeq, a predicted model, not a curated record